CGCUCAAGGCGUGGGCCGAUGCGUCGCGUUUGCGAGGUUUUUGACGUACCCCUCUACCGCUGUUGUCUAUGGGAGUGCUUGGUCGAAUCGAAUUUUGUGAGAAAUUAUUUUAUGUCCAGUGUUGAAAAGGAUAUUUUAAUAUUUCUUCGCAUGAAAGUGAAUAAAACAAUCUGUUGAAUAUGGCGUUGGAGGGUGUAAAAAGUGAAAAAAGUGAGGAAAACAACGGCAAUAUACCAGAAGGCAAAGCGAAUGGUAUCGACAACAAAAGUAAACAGGUACAAAUAGACCCAAACACAGCAUUCCUACGGGCAGCGCGCGCCGGCCAGCUUCAAACAGUGGGCGAGUUACUCGACUCCGGCGCAGUCACAGACAUCAAUACAUGUAACUCAAAUGGACUAAACGCACUACACCUCGCAGCUAAAGACGGCCACAUUGCAGUGGUCGAGGAACUGCUGAAGCGCGGCGCCACUGUCGACGCAGCUACCAAAAAAGGCAACACAGCCCUACACAUAGCAUGUCUCGCGGGACAGGAAUCAGUGGCGCGGGCGCUGCUGGCGGCGGGGGCGAAGGCCGACGCGCAGUCCGCCGCCGGCUUCACUCCCCUUUAUAUGGCGGCGCAAGAAAACCACGCAGGAUGUGUGAAGAUGUUGCUCGCUGCCGGCGCCAGUCAGACUUUGGCUACAGAGGACGGCUUCACACCCCUAGCGGUGGCGAUGCAGCAAGGUCAUGAUCGUGUCGUGGCUGAGCUGCUGGAGUCGGACACGAGGGGCAAAGUUCGGUUACCGGCGCUGCACAUUGCCGCUAAAAAGAACGACGUCAAGGCGGCCACGUUGCUGCUAGAGAACGAACACAACCCAGACGCAUGCUCGAAAUCUGGGUUCACACCGUUGCACAUCGCAGCACACUACGGCAACGUGGGCGUAGCUAAAGCGUUACUUUCUGCGGGGGCCGAUUCGGGGAGGGCAGCCAAACACAACAUCACACCUUUACAUGUCGCCAGCAAGUGGGGACAGUUGGCGAUGGUCGACUUACUUGUGGAGCAUGGGGCCAACAUAGCGGCAGUGACGCGCGACGGGCUGACGCCGCUGCACUGCGCCGCGCGCUCGGGCCACAGCACCGUGGUCAGCCGGCUGCUGCAGCACGCCGCGCCCAUCACUAGCAAGACUAAGAACGGUCUAACUCCUCUCCACAUGUCCGUGCAAGGCGAACACGUGGAGACGGCCAAAGUUCUCCUCACAGAGGGCGCUCCAAUCGAUGACGUCACAGUCGACUACCUCACAGCUCUACACGUCGCCGCGCACUGCGGGCAUGUUAAGGUAGCCAAACUACUGCUGGACAGAAACGCAGACGCUAACGCAAGAGCGCUGAACGGCUUCACCCCGCUACACAUCGCUUGCAAGAAAAACAGGCUCAAAGUCGUCGAGUUGCUGCUCAAAUAUGGCGCUAGCAAGUCAGCAACGACAGAAUCGGGUCUCACCCCGCUGCACGUAGCAUCGUUCAUGGGCUGCAUGAACAUAGCUCUGGUGCUGCUGGGCGCGGGCGCGGAGGCCGACGCGGCCACCGCCCGCGGGGAGACCCCUCUGCAUCUGGCUGCGCGUGCGCACCAGACUGAUCUAGUGAGGGUGCUGCUCAGGAACAAUGCCAAGGUGGAAGCCCGAGCGCGAGAAGAACAGACGCCGCUGCACGUGGCGGCGCGCCUGGGACACGGCGACGUGGCGGCGCUGCUGCUGCAGCACGGCGCGGACGUCGCCGCGCCCACCAAGGACCGUUACACGCCGCUGCACAUCGCCGCUAAAGAAGGCAAAGAAGAAGUGGCCUCAAUCCUGCUCGAGCACGAGGCGCCGAUCGAGGCGGAGACGCGGAAAGGCUUCACGCCGCUGCACCUGGCGGCCAAGUACGGGCGCAGCGGCGUCGCGCGGCUGCUGCUGGGCCGCGGCGCGCGGUCGCUGCCGCCCGGCCGCGCGCACAUCACGCCGCUGCACAUGGCCACGUAUUACGGACAUCCCGAUAUAGCGCUGCUGUUGCUCGAUAAAGGAGCAUCUCCACACUCGCUGGCCAAGAACGGGCACUCGGCGCUGCACAUCGCCUGCCGCCACAACCACCCAGAUAUCGCGUUCGCACUACUCGAACAUGAUGCGGACCCGAAUGUGAAAUCAAAGGCUGGGUUCACACCGUUGCACAUGGCCGCUCAGGAGGGCCACGAGGAUUGCGUGGAGAUGCUGAUUGAGAGGGGCGCUGAUGUCAACGUUCCCGCCAACAACGGUCUGACGCCAGUGCACCUAGCAGCGUCGGAAGGGCGCACGGCGGUGCUGCAGAGCCUGGUGUCCGCAGGCGCGCACUGCACGCCGCGCACGCGCGAGGGCUACACGCCGCUACACGCGGCCGCGCAUCACGGCCAUCAUGCGGCUGCGCGUGCGCUGCUGCAAUGUCGCGCUGAUGUCGCCGCCAGGGCUGCUCACGGUUUCACCCCACUUCAUCAAGCGGCGCAGCAAGGCCACACGCUGAUAAUCCAACUGCUGCUCAAGAACAACGCUGAUCCCAACGCCCUGUCUGUGAAUGGCCAAACAGCAUGCGCUAUAGCGGACCGACUCGGCUACAUCAGCGCCGUGGAGGCGUUGCGGCCGGUCACUGAGAACACGCUGAGCCAAGCCGUCGGCGACAGCGGUGGGACCGAAGGCAAGUACCGUGUAGCGGCGCCCGAGCUUAUGCAGGACACCUUCAUGAGCGACUCCGAGGACGAAGGAGGUGAAGUGGAGUGUCCAAUCCAGCAGCAACAGCAAUACCGCUACAUGAACAGCGAAGCGGGAACCUUACACCGGGCCAAGCCGCUCGAGGAGUCUGUCACUGAUGGCCACUUGUGGCCAAGUAACAAUGACAGCAAGCGCAGCACUAUCGACCGCCAGCCUCUCGACAUCGGUUUCCUGGUGUCGUUCGUGGUGGACGCGCGGGGCGGCGCGAUGAAGGCGAAGCGCCGAGGUGGCGUCCGAAUCAUAGUGCCCCCCGCCGCAUGCUCUGCGCCUACCAGGGUCACAUGUCGUGCUGCCACACGCCGGGCUCCGGCCGCGGCGCCGCCCCCGCUGAUGGAGGGCGAAGCCCUAGCUUCCAGACUGCUGGAGUUGCAACCACAAGGAGCCAAGUUCUUGGCACCCGUGAUAAUCGAGGUGCCUAUCUUCACAUCUUCGUGCAAAGAGCGAGAGAUCGUGAUCCUGCGAUCUGACACCGGAGAAACCUGGCAGGACCACUACCUGCACAACAAUGACAACCCUAUGAUACAGGAGGCACUCCAGCGCGAGCGUCAAGAGCACGGCAACUCCGGUGAAACGCUAGGCGAGAGCGGCGAGCGGGUCACGCGCAUCAUCACGUGCGACUUCCCCCACUACCUGGCUGUGGUGUCCAGGAUCCGACAAGAAGUGCAUAUUAUUGGCCCAGAGGGCGGCACUGUCUCCAGUGCUCAUAUUCCACAAGUACAAGCCCUGUUCCCGCCGGCGGCGCUCACCAAGCGCAUCCGCGUGGGGCUGCAAGCGCACGGCGCGCCCGCGGAGCUGAGCCAGCGCGUGCUGCCGCGCCAUGCGGCCGUGUCGCCCGUCAUCACGGUGGAGCCUCGGCGGCGGAAGUUCCAUCGCUCCAUCACGCUCAGUGCGCCGCUGCCUAAAGAGCAGCAGCAGCCGCAGCAGCAGCCGCAGCCGAGCAGCAACCUGCGGCUGCUGUGCUCGAUCAUGGGCGGACAGGCGCGCGCGGUGUGGGAGGACGUGACGGGCUCCACGCCGCUCACUGUCGCCGGCGACGUCGCCUCCUUCACCACCACCGUCUCCGCCAGGUUUUGGUUGAUGAACUGCCAAAAUGUCAGCGAUGCAACAAAGCUGGCUACGGAACUUUACAGAGACAUGCUGCUGGUGCCGUUCUCGGUGCGCAUCGUGGUGCUCGGCAAGCGCCUGGACGCGCUCGAGGGCCGGCUGCUGGUGCUGUACAUCACCGACCGCUACCAGUACGACGCGCUGCUGCACCAGGAGCACUACACGGAGGUGGCGCAGUCCACAUCGGUGCGGUUCCUGGACGGCAAGCAGGUGUUCCUGGAGUUCUCCGGGAACCUGGUGCCCGUCACCAAGUGCGCCAGCCAGCCCUGCUUCACCUUCGAGGCAUUCAAGGACAACCGUGUGGAGUUCACGGUGCGGGUGAAACAUCACGAAGACGCGCCGUCCGGCAGGAUCUACUUCAUGAACGAACCCAAGGUCCCUCGCGGAGAGCAAUGUCAGAGCCCGGCGUGCGUGCUGGACGUGUCGCUGCCGCGCAGCUUCGCACCGCGCGCUGCGCUCAGCCAGCUCGACUGCCUCAACCUCGACCAGUCCGGAUUCGACGCUCUGAAGGACGAGCUGAGCUUCCACUGGGGCGACCACAACAACAGCCACGGCCCCGGGUCGCUGCCCUUCCAACACGACAAGCCUGUUAAUGGACACGACAAGAUUAUCACCAAUGGCGAUGUGAAAGACCCCACAAAAGAUGUCGAUGACAAAGAUACAAAGCCACAAGUAAACGGCGAUACUUUGCAUGUAGACUCAAACAAGACAAAAGCAACUUUCGAUUCAGAUGAAGAUAAGACACCUAUGAAUACCCUUGAAAAGGGAGAUAAAGGCAAAAAGAAACCCGAUGGAGGUUUCCUUGGAGGACUCGCUGGAAAAGUCAAAAAUGUCUUCACCCAUAGUGAAGACAAAGACGAAGAGAAAGAAUCAUCUCCUAAACCUCAGCCGAAACCCAGAGAAUCCAAAGAAAAAAGCCCGCCUAAACCAGCCCCGAGAAUUAUAGACGAAGGUCUCUUAGAUAAAGUCGAGGAUAUGUUCAAAGAUCUCAAGACCAAACCACACCAGAAAGAUGAAGAGGAACUUCAGAGUGAAGUUUAUUCCACGAAAUUAGUCGUGGAUGAAGAUAAUCUAAGACCUUCUAAAGAAACUGAAGAACAUAUUUAUGAACAAUAUGCAAACAUGCAGCCAGUGGAAACGCCCAUUCAUAAUAAAAUAUCGGACCCAUUCCAGUAUCCAAACAACAAAUGUUGUGAUAAACGAUACAAACACAGUCACGAUGAAACGUCAAAUUUAGAAGAUAUCAUAGAACAAUCUAAAUUCGCGGCCCAUGAAAGGCUUGGAGAAGUGAGUGAGAAAGUACAAAAUGAUGUCAAUGAUGGUUUAAAUAAGAUUGAAGAAGAAAAGGAAAGCUUGAAACAAAAAGGCAGUGAAAUUAAAGAUGAUAUUUUCGGAAAAGUAGAUAAAGUCAAAGAUAAUUUGGAAGAUAAAGAACAAAAGUUAGAAUCCCAGGUACAAGAUAAAUUGGACGAUGUCAAUAAAAGUGCACAUAAAGUGCAGGAAGAUAUUAAAGAUAAGGUUUCCGAUUUAAAGUCCAAUGUUUCUGAUGAAGUUAGUAACUUCAAGUCUUCCAGUAAAGCCGGAGUAGAUCAUUUAGUUCAUACAGCCAGUGGUGUUACCACUAACAUUAAGGACAAGGCACAUGAAUUAGAUUUUGCUGCGAGAGAAAGAGCAGAACAAUUGAAAGAAUAUGGUCAUGACAAAUUAGUCUCUUUUGGAAAUUCCGUCGAAAAUGCAACGGAUGACUUUAAAACUAAAGCAAACAGCGUCGGAAAUGAUAUCAAAAACAAAACGCAAGAAAGUGCUGAUGCUGUUGCCAAUUCAUUCCAUGAAGUACAAGAUAACCUGAGCCAUAAGGCACAUGAUGUCAAAGAAUGUGUUAAAGAAACUGCAGACAAUAUCAAAGAUGCCACGAAUGAAAAAAUACAUGAUCUAGGUGAAUCUGUUGAAAAUGCUAAGACCAAAGCUGGCAAAGCUGCUGCUGAUCUCAAAUCCAAAGCGGAUGAUACAAAGGAUGAUGUGAAAUCGGAAAUCAAAAAGAAAUCUAAAAAAGGAAAGAACUUUUUUACUGGGCUUGUAGAUAAUGUCUUUGGCGGCAAAGACAAAAUUGAAGAUGAAGUCAAAAGCAAAAUUGCUGAAAGCAAAGAGUCUGCUAACGAUUUAAUAGAGCAAGCAACAGCUAAGAAAAAUGAAAUUGAAGAUGGUGCUUCGAAAAAGAAAUCUGAACUUAAAGAAGGUGCUGAAAAGUUGGCAAAGGAAGCUGAGGCGAAAAAAGCGGAAGUAGAAAGUGCUAUCCACAAUAAGACCGAUGAAGUCAAAUUUGCGGUUCAAGAUAAGGCCAAUGAAGUUAAAACGGCCGUUGAAAAUAGGGCUCAUGAUGUAAAAUCAACAGUUGAAAAUAGGGCCGAAGAAUUAAAAUCAGCAGCUCAAAAUAAGGCUGAAGAAAUUUCACAAGCUAUAUAUGAUAAGGAGCAUGAAGUCGCCAAUUCUGUACAGAGUAAAAAGGAUGAAAUCUCAACAGCCAUUCACGAUAAAGCUGGCGAAGUUAAAGAGUCUAUUGUAGAAGCCAAAGAUGCCAUUCAUAACAAAAAAGAUGAAUUGGAAAAGGCUGCGCAUGACAGACUUGACGAAGCCAAAAAUAAGAAGGAUGAAAUUGUAUCUUCGGUUCAGAACAAAACUGAAGAAAUAGGGCAAGCUAUGCACGAUAAAAAUCAAGAAAUUGGCAAUACAAUUAGUAACAAAAUGGAUGAUUGGGAAUCAACUGUUCACGACAAGACGAACGAAGCUAUUUCAGCAGUUGAAAGUAAAAAGCACGAAGUAAGCGCAUCUAUUCAGGAAAAUAAAGAUGCAGCUAUCGCCGCUGUUCAACAAAAGAAGGACGCAGCAGCAACUGAACUGGAAAGAAUAAGGCAAGAAGCAGAGUAUACCACUGACCAAAUAAAAAAAACAGCAGAAGAAGCAUUGAACAAAGGCAAAGACAAUUAUGAUGACAUCCAAAGGGCGGCUAGCGAAAAAGCGAAUGACCUUCAGAAGUCUUCAAAGCAGGCGUUCGAUCACAUUCAAGAUGCAACCUUGAGUACUUUCGAUAAGGUCGAAAGUUCAGCCAAGAAUAAAGUGAGCGACGCUAAGGACACGUGGGAAGAUUUGCAGAGUUCGACGCGUGACACUUUCGCCGAUUUCAAAGAUGAUGUUCACGGCUUCGAGAGUUCCGCGCAGGACACCUUGCACAGUUUCCAGAGUUCCGCUGGCAACACGUUCGACAGCUUAGAUGAUUCUGCUAAAGAAAUGUUCAGUGGUGUUCAAAACACUGCUAGCAAUGUCGAAGCAAAUUCAAAGGAGUUGUUUGGGGAUGUAAAGAAUGAAUUUGAAGGAUUCCAAGUGUCGGCGGAUAAUAAGUUGGAAGAUGUGAAGGGCGAGGCGAAGGAAAGGCUGGAAGAGGCGGGGGAGAGGUUAGCGGAAGCGGGGAGGGAAGCGGGGGAGAGCGCGCGGGGGGUGGCGGGGGCGGUCAGUUCUGAAGCUGACAAGUUCACCAGCAACCUGAAUGAUUUGGGCAAUUCUGUCUUCGGUUCUUCAGGCAAAGGUUUUAUGAAGGACUCGAGCACCAAAUUAUUGGAGUCUGAGAAGUCACAAUCGUCGCCCUCACCACACAAAAAGGGAUCUGGAAUUCCGAAGCUAAAGAAGAAAAAUAGGAAAUAAAUAGCCGACCGACCGCCGAGCUACAUAUUUUUCUCGAAACUGCGGCGUAAAACGUGAAAGGAACUCUGCAGUUCAUCACUUCAAAUUAUCUACGGUUGAGUAGAAUUACCUAAUUUAGCCUUUGAUAGUCCGGUAGAUUAGGUAAGGUUUGAAAACAGCUUGAAUAUAAUUUUAAUGUACAAUUCUAAUGUUGUAUCCUAUCUGUUAUAUCCCAAUGAAACGAGUGUGCGUUUUCCUUUUUAAUUACGUACAAAUAUAAAUCAUUUAAAACAUAAGCUAUAUAAUGCAAAGUUUAAUUGUUAUUUGUCAUUACUUGGCACCACGUGAAUAUAAAGUGUGUUGAAUUUGAUGUUGUUUUGUAAAUUGGAUAUUGGAACUAAUUAAUAACAUUGUUAAACUUUAUAAUAUUUUAUAAAACGAUGUGCUAUUUGAGUGUUAUGAUGCAGUUACCAUAUGUAACUUUUCGUUCCAGUCUUUGAUGAAUGUCUUAUAUUAAAAUCUUGAUAAUUUGAUAUAUUUCGAUCUUACGUCCAUACUACCUAUGAGUUGUUUAAUGAAAUCUUCUCAUGUAAAAAUCGUAAAAAUUUACUAAAAUAUUUAUUUCCGCCUGGUUGACAUACCAUAAAUCGUUGCCCUUUUUCAUAUUUUCAAAGAUAUUUAGCAUUUCUCUAAGUAAACUAGACAUGGUCGUUGAAUAGGAUUAUAGAGGUGCUUUUAAUAGUGAUUGUACUCUUUAUACCUUACAUUAUAUUACACCAUAAUAAGAGGUAAUACAUAAUACAUACCGUACAACCAAAAAUUUACACAAAACUAGUAGAAGGAUUGCAUUUCAUUGUGCUCAUUUAGCUUUAAAAAUGUUAGAAUUGUCGCUCAUAGACUAAAAAAUAAUUAAUGAAAUGAAAGAAAAAAGGAACGACAUAAUUAUUCCUUUCAAAACGUGUUUCUUUACAUUCGGUCAAUUUAAUAUUUAAAAUGUAUGAGUGUAUCGAGUGAUAGUCUUGGUCAUUGAUGUAAAGCAUAUAUUAUGUACUGGAAAUUAAUAUUUAGAAUCACCAUUCUUGACACAAAUUAACGUAUUAAUAAUACUUGCACGUGGUAAAUGUAAGCGUUAUCUUUUAUAAUAUAAUCGCCAUUAAUUUUAAUCUUGAAAUUUUAAACUUUUUGUAUAAUUGGAGUUGAAAACAAUUGCAUUUUUAUAUUGUGAUUGUGAAUGUUAAUUAAAAAUUAUUUUUAUAUGUUUGUUAGUUCGCAAAUAUUUUGAUUGUUAUAAAGGAACAACCGAUGCAGAAAUACAUAUAAAAAAUAUUAACUUCUUGUUUGAAAUUACUGACGUACGUAUCUGUCACGUAUCUGCUGAUAUUAUACAUAAUUUUGGAGAACUGUGAUGCCAAAGUAAACAUUACGUGUAAUGUUAAAUAAACUUUUGUUAAUUUAUUAAUAGAGUCUAUGUUUGCUCUAUUUAUUGCUUUUAGUAAGUAAUAAAUAAAUUAUUACAUAUUAAA
Molecule: messenger RNA, 9052 nt
Organism: Plodia interpunctella (Indianmeal moth)
Lineage: Eukaryota; Metazoa; Arthropoda; Insecta; Lepidoptera; Pyralidae
Product: ankyrin-3-like
Exons: 36
Coding region: 180-7550 (2456 amino acids)
Biological process (GO): lipoprotein metabolic process; protein localization to plasma membrane; lipid transport
Cellular component (GO): neuron projection; extracellular region; cytoplasm
Molecular function (GO): transmembrane transporter binding; lipid binding; cytoskeletal adaptor activity
Source: RefSeq, a predicted model, not a curated record